Messenger RNA from Caenorhabditis elegans, 1977 nucleotides. It is a transcript of the gene F59A1.11, whose product is annotated as Serpentine Receptor, class H. The coding region runs from base 1066 to 1977 and encodes 303 amino acids. The record is from RefSeq and is marked reviewed. Lineage: Eukaryota; Metazoa; Nematoda; Chromadorea; Rhabditida; Rhabditidae. The transcript has 10 exons.
GUUACUACUAUGUCGGAGACAUUUGAAAGCACUAGCAUAGAAGACCGGAAAUUCACAAUUCAAAAUCAUGGCUUAGCAGAUCGAUAUGAGCUUCUGCAGUUUCUAAAUCGUUUUCUAUCACUCUCCACGUGUAUUUUGCUACACUUGUUUUACGGCUAUUCACUGUGAACAAAUUUCGAGUCAAAAAUGAUUACCAGAUAUUAAUAAUUGCUCAAUCUUUCAUAAACAUAUUUGCGAACAUUUUUGGGCUAAUAGUUAAUCAGAUCCAAACAUUGAACAUUAACUAUGUGAAAAUUGGCCACCCGUUUUGGCAGUUUUCUACAAAUGAAAAAUUGGUGUAUACCCUUACAAUGGAGAGUUUUUCCUCGAGUACCCAAGAUUUUUUGAUGCUUUUCAAUCUUCAUAGAAUAUUUAUCAUUAAAAAAAAAAGUCUUACCCUCCUGUACGGCAUUGCUAUUCCUCUGAUGCUUCUCGGACCACUUAUCUACUCCUAUUUCGCUGAGUCAGUUAUAAGUUCCGGAAAAGUUAUGGACAUAUUCUUCAAGCACAGUCGGGUCCCCAUUAUCACUACAGUUAUCACAAUAUGCUUUGAAGAACUCAAGAAAGAGUUCGCGAAAAACAGUUCCUAUUCGGAAAAGACGAAAAAGUUGCAGCAGAAAUUAAGCUGGAGCAUUAUGUCUCAGGUGGUUAUGCUAUCAGUGAUUGUGAUUAUUAUAACCGUCAUUCCUAAUAUGUUGUUGUUAUUAUUCGAUGCGGAAGUUUUUGGAAGAUUUGCGGUGAGCUACACAAUUUAGUCUCUGGUAAUCACCGAAUGGUAUUCCUUCUUCUCCGCCGUCAUAAUUACAUGGUCUAUUACCGGAUUUUUCAAGAAUCAAGCAGUUGAGCAUCCGAUUUUUCAAAAAUCUCGUUCAUCUCUGGUUGACUAGACGACCAUAGCAGCAUAAACUCCAAAAAAGUAGGAAAAUUGCGAAACUUUCGGGGGUGCUUGAUUUAAUAAAUUGCACAUAACUUGUGAGUAAUUCGAUAAAAAAAUGUGCACGAGACUUACAUUGAGCUGCCCCCAUUAUGAGUAUGUCGAACUCCUUGGAUACCACGUUUUUAUCUCACACAAAAUUCACAGAAUUAAACUCCGAGGUUACCGAUUUUUUCGAAUGGCUACAGUACAUUAACCGAAUUUUGGCUCUAUCCUCGUGUAUUUGGCUCCACGUGGCAAUUUGCUCACGACUCUUUAUUGUGAACAACUUCCGGGUGAUAAGUGACUAUCAAAGGCUGAUAAUUGUGCAAUCUGUGAUAAAUAUUAUCGCCUCGGUUUUCGAGCUCAUUGUGAACGAGAUUCAAACGGUCAACCUGGACUAUGUUAAAAUUGGGCAUCCAUUUUGGCAUUUUUCCCAUGUCGAACGAGUAAUUUAUACAAUAUCUAUGGAGACGUUUUCCACGAGUUCUCAGGAUUUUCUAAUGCUUUUCAACUUGCACCGACUAUUUAUCAUUAAAAAAAAAAGCCUCGUCCUACUCUACUCCAUUGCCAUUCCCCUAAUGCUUAUUGGUCCAAUCAGUGAUGCAGUAAUAGCGUACCCAGUUAUCCUCUCCGGUCAGGAUAUGAAUGUAUUUUUCAAACACGGUCAAGUACCACUUAUCACCGUUGUCAUCGUUAUUUGCUAUGUGAAACUGAAAAAGGAAUUCGCUACCAACCAAAGUUUCUCGGAAAAAACCAGGAAAUUGCAGGAGAAGCUGAGUUGCAGUAUUUUAGUUCAGGUCGUUAUGUUGUUUGCGAUACUCGUUAUCAUUUCCAUCAUACCAGUGGUAAUAUUGAUAGUUUUCGGAGAAGAUGUGUAUCAAUUACAUGCAGCGAAGUACACUAUAGUGGUAUGCCUUGGUCAUCACCGAAUGGUACUCAUUUCUCUCCGCAGUACUCAUCGCUUGGUCUAUAGCCGGAUUUUUCAAAGCACCAAGCCCCCCGGCAACCAUUCAACACUCUGA